Nematolebias whitei (Rio pearlfish) is the source of this 1211-nucleotide messenger RNA. Its product is annotated as copine-2. Lineage: Eukaryota; Metazoa; Chordata; Actinopteri; Cyprinodontiformes; Rivulidae. The transcript has 4 exons. The coding region runs from base 1 to 510 and encodes 169 amino acids. Gene Ontology annotation, biological process: cellular response to calcium ion. Gene Ontology annotation, cellular component: plasma membrane. Gene Ontology annotation, molecular function: calcium-dependent phospholipid binding. The record is from RefSeq and is a predicted model, not a curated record.
AUGUGCAGCAUUUUCCUUCCUUCCUCUCCAGGUGUGGAGGGCAUCGCCCAGGCUUACUCCGCCUGUUUGCCUCACAUCCGGUUCUACGGACCAACAAACUUUGCUCCGAUCAUCAGCCACGUCGCUCGCUUUGCUGCCCAGGCCCUGCAGCAGGAGAAAGCAGCGCAGUACUUCACGCUCCUCAUCAUCACAGACGGCGUCAUCAGCGACAUGGACGAGACUCGCCACGCCAUCGUUCAGGCGUCCAAGCUCCCCAUGUCCAUCAUCAUCAUCGGUGUUGGCAACGCUGACUUCGCCGCCAUGGAGUUCCUGGACGGAGACGCCAGUGUCCUGAGGUCCAACACGGGGGAAGAGGCGGUCCGGGACAUCGUGCAGUUUGUUCCUUUCAGGGAUUUCCGUAAUGCACCGAAAGAGACACUUGCCAAGUCCGUCCUGGCUGAGCUGCCUCAGCAGGUCACCCAGUACUUCAAACAGAGGAACUUACCACCCAUCAACUCAGCGCCGGAGUGAGACGCCCCCAAAGCCAGAACCCACGCGCUGUACAUUCGCUUCACAAAACCCUGGAUGUUUUCGUUAACGGCAGCGAAACAAAAUUAAAUAAAAGUGUAAGUUUGCUGCUAUACUGUUAAAGUUUGACAGGCAUCCAUCAGAAAUGAUGUUCCAGCUCACAGAUGUGAUGCUGCUGCUGCUUCAGGGGGUGGAGCAGACCGUGAUUUAUCCAGAUGUUGUAUUUUUAGUUGUUCGUAUUUAUUUUGCAUGCUUUAGUGCCACGUGAUUGGACCGUUCUAGUGUAAAGUAUAUAUAUUUUUUAUUUUUAAGUUGAACCGUAUCAGUGGUUGAAUUAUCACCAGAUUUUGCUUGUGAGCUCGGGUGUUGAACGGAGCACUACUCUUCGCCCACCACAGGGGGCAGGUUUGAUUUAGAAGUUUUGAUCACCAGAAUCAGACGUCUGUGAGUUAAAAGCCUGGGAAGCUGCAGGAACUGGUUUGGCUGAUUUACAGGGAGCCAUUUUGCUACCUUUGAAACAAAACCACUGUAUUUCUGAUUAUUUGAGUUGAUCCUGCAUGUUGCCAGUAUUUACUCUGUUUACAAACAACGAGGAUCAGAAAUGCAUGGUUUAUUUUGUUGUUGUUUAUUUUAUUUUGUAAAAAUUACCUGGAUGUAAAUAAUGAAAUCAUGCUAAAAGAAAGUUAAGUAUUAGCUGAUGAAGA